Molecule: messenger RNA, 300 nt
Organism: Diceros bicornis minor
Lineage: Eukaryota; Metazoa; Chordata; Mammalia; Perissodactyla; Rhinocerotidae
Product: secreted protein of Ly-6 domain 1-like
Exons: 3
Coding region: 1-300 (99 amino acids)
Source: RefSeq, a predicted model, not a curated record
AUGAGUAAGCACCUCCUGCUGUCACUGGUCAUCCUGUCCUCGUUGCUGGGCUUCCUGCAAGCUCUACAGUGCUACCAGUGUAAUCGAGUCAACGCCAGUGGGAUUUGUGUGAGUGGGGGAGGCUUCUGCCAGACUAAAGGCAACCAGCAGUGCUUUGUGAAGAAGAUCUAUAAAGAUAACAUCAUUUUCUAUGGAUACCGGGGUUGUAGCAGCCUAUGUUCUCCUAUGAUGCUUUUUAAUCUCAAUGUUGCUGUGGAUUGGAAAUGCUGCAAUAACUCAUCUCUCUGCAACAAGUUCUAA